UACCGCAUCAGUUCAGACUGAUAUCGACGGAACAGGACACCGGGGCACUGCCACGACGCAGUGCCAGAAUCGCAGUUCGUGCCCGCCCUGCAAUACCUCCAAGACCGAAGAAACUCAGCAGACGGACGACUCCAGCAGCAUCAAGUACGGCAUUGACGGUACAAGACGCCACCGGAGAUCAUCCCGCAUACCCAGUCCGAGGAGCCAAUGAGCCAGCGGCUGAUUAUCGUGGGCGGCUACURGCAUUUWYRGARGYCGUAGCUGCCGUCGAGGCCCGGAAGGAGACAGCAAAGGCAGAACGUCAGCGGCUAGCCAAUGAAGCGGCAGCCGAAGCUCAGCGAACGACUGAGACUGACGCAGCGACACGAGACAGACGGAAUGCCAGCAGCACGGAGUCCUUGAUUGCUUGUGAGCAUCAGUGGACRACGAUACUCCAAGACAUGAUCUUUGUGCCUACAGAAGUGCAGGCAGACCCGACACCGGCGGAGGCAGAGAGAAGUAACCUGGCUAACUUGCUGUUGGGCAUGAUGAGAGGUAUUAUGCGGAAUAAUACACUGCUGCAGUCACAUCUGCGCACGGACGCGACGCAGUGACAAACAUACAAGAAUGAUAUCACUACGUUAACAACUGCUAUCCGCACAGAGGCAAUACAGCAGCAGCAACAGCAUCAACUGUUGAAUUCCACUAUCACACGCGUCAACAGCAUAGAGGCUAACACCUCAGCAGCGCCAGGCUGCACGACAGACGUGACGAAGCAACUCAACGAGCGCAUCGAUCACGUCGUCACCAUCAUCGACGACAUAAGUACUUU
Molecule: messenger RNA, 811 nt
Organism: Chara braunii
Lineage: Eukaryota; Viridiplantae; Streptophyta; Charophyceae; Charales; Characeae
Source: the annotation of a GenBank genome assembly